AUGGCGAGUGGGUGGAUGAAGUCAUUGCAAUGCAAGUCAAGGGCUUACGAAGACGUGUACCACCCAAACUCUAAACACUUCAUUCCCAGUGCCAGUUGCAGAAAGAGCGUCCAAAACAUCAAAGACGUCGUCGUCGACACAACCAAGCCCAGGCCCAAGCCCAGACACAAACCCAACCCCGAAAAGCCUCUCCAGAAACACCCCAGCUCCAGAUACCCUUCAUCCGCCGUCAAGCCCGAUUUCGAGACCACUAUCAACCGCUCGCGGAGCGUCACCGCCACGGCCACGCGCCACGCCGACCCUCGCUUCCCUUCUCUCACGGAACUCACCGAGGGGCAUCCUUCGAGGAACGUCGUCGAGAUAAUCUUCCACACCAGCUGGGGACCCAAGCCCUUCUCGGGCCGCGUCGAGAUGAUAUUUAAAGUCCACAACGGCCCACGAACGGUCUCUCGUUUCGAGGAGUAUCGCGAGACGGUCAAGGGCCGGGCCGGGAGCGGUACUGGACCGGCCCAUGAUUACGAGGAGAAUGCGCGAUGCGUGGCCGAUGGGAAUGAGGUAAUGAGGUUUCACUGCUUGGGUCCCACCUCCAGCGGCGGCCCUUACGGCGGAGCUUGCACGUUAUCCUUCCCCGGCGGGAAAGGCUCGGCGAUCUGCACAUUUGCAGGUAGCGGCGACGCGCAUGAAAGCUCCGGCGGAGGCAGGGGCAGAAGGGCCAUGCUGGUGUGCCGGGUCGUAGCGGGUCGGGUCUCCAAGCAAAACGGUUUUAUGGAAUCGUUGUUGGAUGGACGAGUUGGGUUCGACUCGGUCAGUGGGGACAACGGCGAGUUAUUAGUGUUCGACCCGCAUGCUGUGUUACCCUGUUUUCUUAUCAUUUAUAAAUUGUAA
This is a messenger RNA of Sphenostylis stenocarpa, 885 nucleotides long. Lineage: Eukaryota; Viridiplantae; Streptophyta; Magnoliopsida; Fabales; Fabaceae. The record is from the annotation of a GenBank genome assembly.